AUGAUAUCUACAUUUCUCGGAACCUGGGGAGUAUUUUUGCCCCGCCUAUUUCAUAUCCAAAUACGGAUGCUGCAAUACCAUAGAUGGACCGCAACAUUUUUAACACAUCAUUUCCGCUUGACGGGUUCUCACAGCCAAACAAUCAACGUUUACAAAAAUAACAAACAAAAACCACCUGCCAGAAGUAUGGCACUGUACAUUGUGUCAAAAGUUUUCCCGAGAGUGUACGCCAACACUGGGGCGCAACUUCGUAGGUCUGGGGUUGGAUUGAUCGAAUUCUCUCAGCCCGGGGACAACAGCUAAUGGGAGAAUAAAAUGGAUUAUUGU
Messenger RNA from Anneissia japonica, 327 nucleotides. RefSeq lists its product as uncharacterized. The transcript has 3 exons. The record is from RefSeq and is a predicted model, not a curated record. Lineage: Eukaryota; Metazoa; Echinodermata; Crinoidea; Comatulida; Comatulidae. The coding region runs from base 1 to 303 and encodes 100 amino acids.